AUGAUACCUCAAAGUAAAUCUAAGCGAAAAAAACAAAAUGGAAGUAGAGCCACCUCCACCGCGAGCGUAUUAGUUAUCAACGUCUGGUGCAUCGAACGAUACACGAAGAAACUUUACGACGCGACGCUCGCAUCGGCCGCGCUCGCAGCCGGCACAAUUCUAUCGCGGAGCGUUCAAUUAAUCGGGCCGAUUAACGUCUUCCCCUGGACAUCAAUGGUGCUGGAUUAA
This is a messenger RNA of Leptosia nina, 228 nucleotides long. Lineage: Eukaryota; Metazoa; Arthropoda; Insecta; Lepidoptera; Pieridae. The record is from the annotation of a GenBank genome assembly.